CUCACUACCUCACCAGACUUUUCCACAUAUUACUAUUACUUUCCUACUACUUACUACUAGGCGUUAUUAUCUUUCAGUAUUAGUUUAUAUAAUUGUAACCUACUCUACAUUUAUUUAGAUAAUAAAUAACAGAAAACACACUUUGCCCACACGGAGGCGCCCAAACGUCGCUUCAAGCAGAAAAGUGAUUGGUGUCACACUCUAAACGAUCCCCGCGUAUUACCGCUCGUUAUAAAGAGUUCCUGUUCAGUGUCAACAUGUCGGGCAGUCGGAAACCCCGCUCAGUGGCCAACACUUUAGAAACAGCUAUAACUACACCGAGCGAGAGGAUUCUAAAAGAAUGUCACAGUCUGUAUAUCGACGAGGAAAACGGCCUUGUGAAAAUAUCCUCCAGUCUGGGUCUGAUCCUGCUGCCCCCUCGAAAGAAGAUAAUAGUGAUGAUUCUGGGUAAUCACUCAGCCGGGAAAAGCUCCUUUAUUAACUGGUAUGUCGAGGAGCACAUUCAGAAAUCAGGCGUUGCCAUAGAAACGCAAGGGUUCACCUUCAUAACCAGUGGCAGGAAACGAGAAUCGCUAACCGGCAAUGCCACGCUGCAUCUUUACCCGCAUUUCCGACCGCUCCUGGAGUUUAAAGGUCUCAUGGACUACCUGUCUGCUGAAAUCUCCACCUCAAAGCAGAAGAAAUUCAGCCUGGUGACGUUUGUAGACACGCCCGGGCUGGUGGACGGAGACAUGGCGUAUCCCUUCGACGUCAACGGCGCCAUCACGUCUUUCGGCGAGCAGGCGGAUCUGAUCUUCGUGUUUUUUGACCCAAUGGGCCAGGCGCUGUGUAAGCGAACGCUCGACAUCGUGGAGAAGCUGAGCGAGAAAUGCGGAGACAAAUUACGCUUCUAUCUCAGCAAAGCUGACGAAGCAGGACGUGAGACAGACAGACAGAGAGUAAUGAUGCAGAUAGUUCAAGAGCUGUGCCGCAGACCAGGACUCAACAAAUGUGGCUUUGAAAUGCCGACGAUAUACAUCCCUAAUCCACAGAGACCGAGCAGGUGCGUGAAUCAGAUCGACGAGGUGUGCGAGACAAUAGAGAAGAGCAUUAACCAAGCGGUGCAGAAGACCUUGGACCAGCUGGAGAAAGACUGUGACCUCAUCACCUCCACCAUCAGCAACAAGCUGGAGCAGGACAGGAGUAACGUGAGUUAUAACAAGAGCAGCCGCUUUAACGCUUUCCUCUGCGGGUUCCUGGCCAUCUUCCUUCCCGUCGCCUUCAUCGUCAGCUUUCUCAUCAGUACAUUUCUCCCGGACGAUCUAGGAGCCCUGGUGGGGGAGGGGCUUGCCACGACGCUCUACACUCUUAUGGGAAUAGUGCUGUAUCUGUGGGAGUGGAUCCCUGAAGACGGACAGGUCGUGGCGGUGAUAGUCUUCGGCGUGACCUGCUACUUUUUCCUUUUCCUCGCCAGGUAUUUUGCACGCCAGGGCACUAAAACUCUCACCAAGAAAGAGAAGAAGAAUCUAAUGGAGCGCAGUGAAUAUGUUAAAGAUGUCCUCAAAGCCAAAAAGAAGAAACUCUACGAAGAAUACCUGAAGCAGUGCGCGGCCGAGUACGACUUCAACUGAACGCAGGAGGAUUCCCCGAACGACAGGAAUUUCCUGGCAGGAGAAUGUAGCAAGCACGUCUCAGGUUAAACCUUAAUGUCGGUUCAUUAUUAAGACAAAUGUACUACACGCACAAACUCUGUAUUUCGUACAUGCCGUAUAGGGAUCGGUCGUAUGCGGUCAAACUUCCGAAGUGACAAAAAUACUCAGUGCCUUUUUUGUUUAACGUGAAUGAACGAUCCUGUGAACUAAACACCAGCCUGUAUGUAUUAAUCCCACAUACGAGUCAAUACACUGCACUGAUUCGAUGAAGUCUUAGGAGACAUAUCGAUGUAUUUAGAGCCAGAUCUCAAGUAAGUAGGCUCGACAAGCUAACACGUGAACUGUGAACGUCGAUUCGCUUUUUUUUUUUAGCCGAGUAAACAAUAGACUGUGACUUUUGAUCAAACGAAGCUGUGGUUUUAAUUUUUUAUCGUUUGUUGAAACAUGUGAACGUUUAUGUGCGUCAGACGUUUGUACUUUUGUUUGUACUUUUCUAGAUCAUGCUGUGGUCUUGAUCUUAAAGCAUAAUCGUCGGCAUUUUACUUUGCUUGUAGUAGAAUGUUAUAUUAUAGUAGAAAAUUCUAUAAUAGCACUCAAAACCACACCCUAUUCACUGUAUUCAUUUAAUUCGAUUGACUUGGUAUCUAAAGGUAAGAGAUGAUGAUGAGAAAAUUUGGGCUGCAUUGUAAAAGAUCUAAUCUGAGUCUUCCAUGUCAGAUUAUACAAUGAUGAUCCUGUAAAUAUAGAGCAGUGAUCGCAAAGUUUUGCUCAUGAGUCAGUGUGAGCCAGACUUAUUCAGAAAGUCUUGUUUAUUAACAUGCUUCAUUAGCAUAAUUACAUAAUUGCGUAUAUGUGUGUAUCGGUGACCAGUGAUAGUAAGUGAAAAUGUUUGACACUGACAGAAAAUCUUGUCGAAUGCUUUUGGUCCCGGCGACACCAAAACAACCAGCAGAUCUCUACUCGUGAGCAAAGAAUUUUUUUUUCAACGAUAAAGAAACUAAUUUUGUCUACGAGAACAAAGUCGGGAUAAAAAACACACACAGUGUCGACACACUGAUACAGAUGCACACCUGACGUCCUGUUAGUAAGGUAGCAGAUAUGUUUGUGCUGAUUGAUAUCUUAUCACAGAAACGCCUGAACUUAGUAUGUUUCCAGUCCACAUCUCCUCCAAGGCUAUAGCAUAGAGCCACGCCCCCUCCAAGGCUAUAGCAUAGAGCCACGCCCCCUCCAAGGCUAUAGCAUAGAGCCACACCCCCUCCAAGGCUAUAGCACAGAGCCACGACUCCUCCAGGGCUAUAGCACAAAAGUCACGCCCCCCUUUGGGCUAUAGCACAAAGCCAUGCCUCCUCCAAAGCUAUAGAACAAAGCCACACCUCCUUCAGGGCUAUCACACAAAGACAUGUCUCCUCCAAGGCUAUAGCAUAGAUCCACACCCCUCCAGGGCUAUAGCACAAAGCCACGCCUCCUCUAAGGCUAUAGCACAAAAGUCACGCCUUCCCUAGGGCUAUAGCACAAAGCUCCGCCUCUUCCAAUGCUAUAGCACAAAGCUACGCCUCCUCCAAUACUAUAGCACAAAGCCAAAAGGGGUUUUUUUUCUACCUCCCUGCCAGAGACAAACAAGUAGAUGUAAAUGAUUCUUAAGAGCCUCUGUUUUUCUUUGUGCCAAUAAAAAUUUUUUUUAAUGAUUUAAGGAACCUUUUUCCACCACAAAGAACCAUUUGUGCAUUGGAAACUUUCCAUGGAUGUUAAAGCUUCUUCAUAGAACCCUACACCUUGACAAAGAACCAUUUAAGAGCCUAGUAUCAACAUAGAUCAUAGAUCAUCAGACGUCUGUGCAGAAGCCCUUGACUUGCUCAAGGGCACCACAGUUGUAGCCGGCCUGAGACUCGAACCCACAACCUUAGGGUUAGGAGUCAAACUCUCUAACCAUUAGGCCAGGACUUCCCCCAUGUUUUCACAUAUCCCAGCCAUCAUGCGGUGCCCCUGGAGCAGGUGAGGUUAAGGGCCUUGCUCAAGGACCCAACGUAGAUGUCUCAGCAGCUUGUGGGCUUGAACCCCGAAUUUCUAAUUAGGAACCCAGCACCUUGACCGCUGGACCAUCACAUGGACCAUCAUGGUGCUGAUGGAUGAUUAUUCGGUGACGUGCUCAAGGGCACCUCAGUCGUAGCCGGUCUGAGACUCGAACCCACAACCUUAGGGUUAGGAGUGAGACUCUCUAACCAUUACAUUAGGCCACGACUUCCCCCUUUCUGUAGUCUAUGUAGCAGUGACGGCUGUAUCGGGUGAUUACACGGAGCAGAACAUCCCUAGAUUUAGGCUAGCUUCAUGAAGCCUGGCAUCUCGGCAAACAUCUCACGUCUUCUCUUCAGUUGGUUGAAUCAGGAUCUCAAAUCAUUUGGACAUUUUUGUUAAAAUAGGUGUCUAAAGGCAAAAAAUAUGCGAUGCAGCCGCACUAAACCAGCAGAACUGGGAAAUAUUAAAUAAAAUAUUUAUAAAUAUUGAUAAUACUCAUGUUUUUCAUUAUUCAUUGUUUCAUUACAUAUGAAAAAAAAGCUACAAGAUUGUUUACUAUAUAAAGUUUAUUAUACCGAUGGUUUAGUAGGUACACAAAUAAAAUAACAGCAUUACUAAAUAAACUGUUAAACAAAGUGUUUAUUGUGCGCUUUCUAAACGUUUUCUAAACCGAUUAUCAUCCUAUAACGGUGCUGUCUGAUUUAUUACACGUCUCCUAAAGGCAGUACGUUCUUACGCUUUUGUAAGUUUUAUACUUGCUUUAUUUAAAACAAACUGUUAAAACCUCAUAUCUGGUGAAAAGUGUCUUCCAUAGUGAACUGACAGAACGAAGCUGUGCUCCAUUAUUGUGACUUUUCUGCCUUUUGUAUUGUAACUGCUGAUGAAUUCAAUGUAAAAUAAAUUACCCUGCAUGUGG
Tachysurus fulvidraco (yellow catfish) is the source of this 4560-nucleotide messenger RNA. RefSeq lists its product as uncharacterized. The coding region runs from base 258 to 1610 and encodes 450 amino acids. NCBI's taxonomy places the organism in Eukaryota, Metazoa, Chordata, Actinopteri, Siluriformes, Bagridae. The transcript has 12 exons. Gene Ontology annotation, molecular function: GTPase activity. The record is from RefSeq and is a predicted model, not a curated record.